AUGACCACUUCUCGAUUAUUAUUCCUCACCAUCAUUGGAUGCGCCACUGCCUUGCCACUUCUUCGAGAAAAACGAGGAUCCUACGGGCCACCUCAGGGAUACGGACCACCACAAGGACAGUACGGUCCACCAGUAAGCAACUAUGGAGGCUAUGUGAGACCAAGCGGAGGGUACGGAAGACCAUCAGGAAGUUAUGGACGUCCUGAAUACGGAUCUGGGGGAUAUCAUGGCGCUGGUUACAAUGGCGGACAGCCAGGAGGAUUCGGCGGACAACCUGGAGGAUUCGGAGAUAAUUCAGCCGGAUUUGGAGGACAACCAGGUGCAUUCGGAGGGCAGCAAGGAGGAGGAUUUGGCGGGCAACCGGGCGGGUUUGGUGGACAACCAGGAGGAUUCGGAGGACAACCAGGUGGUUUCGAUGCUCAUGCCGGAGUUGGAGCUGGACCAGCAAACGAUCCAAACUACUCAACUGUUGGACAAGCCCCACCAGCAGCGCCUACUGAUGCUGGAGCUCAAUUAUUCGGUGGCGGUGCUCCAGCAGGUGGAUUUGACGCCACCGGAUUUGCAGCUGAUGGUAAGCCAAAUCCGGCUGUUGGAGCCGCUGCUGCUGCUUCUCCAACAUCAGAUUCAGUCUCGGAAACCUCUUCAGUUGGUGCUACCAGAAAAUAG
This is a messenger RNA of Caenorhabditis bovis, 666 nucleotides long. The record is from the annotation of a GenBank genome assembly. Lineage: Eukaryota; Metazoa; Nematoda; Chromadorea; Rhabditida; Rhabditidae.